CGAGAUCGAUCACAGAACGCCCCCGCUGAUGGGUAUUCCCGGGUGUACGGGUCGCUUACAACAGGCGGCCCUUUCUCAGCUUCCUCAGCCUCUGUGGGCUGCCUCGAACCAUACUAUUAUUAAUUGUGAGCUGAUUUACUUCAAGGCCAUUUCCCGCACCAUCCUACAGGGUUGGUGAGAUGGACCAGACGGUGACCGACGCCUUCUUUCGGUCACUGGCCGUGUCACCUCCGACGUUCCCGGGACCGAAAUUUGAGCCUUGAUGGUGGCGGUCUCGACUCUCUCCGCGGCGCCCACGGAGAAAGACAUUUCCUCUCUUCACUCACUCUUUCCGCUGCGAUAUUUGCCCAUGAUCGACGUGGCAGAAUUACAUUUCCCAUCGCACCGCGUGUCGAGUGGUCCCACCCCUCCGCCGUAAAAGGCUCCAGAACUCGGUGAUAUGCUGCCAAUGGGAAAAACCCGGUACUCCAAGUGGAAACCCACGACCACCUUGCGCCAGGAACCGCCCGUUGGGUCGGGACCAGGAAGAUCAAUGCCUUUUCCCGUUGCAAAGCUCGGUGUCACAAGGCCCUGAUAAAUACUCGGGCAAGCGCCCGAAUGCAUCAUCAUCCCGAGUUGCAAGUCCCUAUACAACUUCAGACGAACACCCUCAACUUCAUAUUUCAACCCCUAAUAACCCCCACACUUGCCCUAUCCAUAUCAUCAGUGGCCUUCCUUAAGGCACAACCAUCAUUCAGAAUGACCCUCACCGACGCCCAAAUAUCCAUCGUCAAAUCCACCGCCCCUGUCCUCAAGCAACACGGCGAAGCCAUCACCACCGUCUUCUACAACGACCUCAUCACGGAGAACCCCUCCCUCAAAAACAUCUUCAGCCUUACCUCGCAAGCCACCGGCGCCCAACCGCGCGCCCUCGCCCACGCCGUCCUCGCCUAUGCCACCUACAUCGACAACCUUUCCGCGCUCUCGGAGGCGGUCGCGCGCAUUGCGCACAAGCACGUGUCUCUCCAAGUCGAGCCGGCGCAGUACGCUAUUGUCGGCCAAUACCUGAUCCAAGCCAUCGGCAAGGUUCUGGGCGAUGCGGCGACUCCCGAGAUUGUAGACGCUUGGACGGCGGCAUAUGGAGUUUUGGCGAACGUUUUUAUUGGCGUCGAGGGAGGCAUGUACGAGGAGAAUGAAAAGAAAGACCACUGGAAGGGGUGGAGGAAGUUCAGGAUUGCGAGGAAGGUGGAGGAGAGCAGUUCCAUUUCGAGCUUUUACCUGAGGCCCGUGGAUGGGGCCACUCUGCCCAAGUAUCUGCCUGGCCAGUAUGUGUCUGUGCAGGUGCUGGUCUCGCAGUUGGGGUAUUUGCAGAGUAGGCAGUACAGCUUGAGCGAGGCGCCGAAGGAGGGCGGGAUGGAGGAAUAUCGUAUUAGUGUCAAGAGGGAGGAAGGGGAAACCGGUGCGCCGGGACUGGUUUCCAACUUGCUCCAUGGUAUGCAAGAGGGCGCGGAGGUGGAGGUUAGUCAUCCCCAGGGCGAGUUCUUCCUUGACCCCGCGGAUGCAAGCAAGGAGGGGGUGCCGGCUGUGUUGAUCUCGGUGGGCGUGGGCGCUACUCCGAUGAUGGCUAUCCUCAAGAGCUUGCUUCAGGAGAAUGUCAAGAGGAGACCGGUGUCGUGGAUCCAUGCGAGCAAGUCGAGCUCGACGCAGCCGUUUGGCGAGGAGGUGAGGCGCAUCGUCAAGGAGAACCCUGAGCAGGUGUCGGCACAUGUGUUUCUGAAGACGGUGGCUGGUACGGAUCAGGCCGGUGUGCAUUACGAUUUUGCGGAUACGAGGAUGGACUUGACCAAGUUGGAUGGGGAGCGGGAUCUGCAUUUGGCGGAUAAGAGGACCGAGUACUACAUCUGCGGACCGGAGACGUUUAUGGUGGAAACCAGGAAAGUGUUGGUUGGUCUUGGAGUAGAUAAGAGCAAGGUGCACUUGGAGCUUUUUGCUACGGGUUUCGUUGCUGAUGAGUAGCUGAUGGAAUUCGGAGUUGUUAAUAGCGUAGUAGUGUAAGAUAGAGGUUUUUUCUUUCCAGUUACGAGCGAGAUUUUGAUACCUACUUAGAGAAGGGGCCUUGAAGUUCGGAGUUUCACUCAAAAGUAUUUUUUUGAUGACUAUACAGAAUUCCAUAAAUCGAUCUACUGUGUACGUGAGAACAUCUUGUUAUGUGACUUGCAAUGCUCUUCUCGAUGUCGGGGAUGGACAUGAUCAUGAUAUUGAACGGAAAAGAUAGAAGAAACCCAAGCUGCCAGCA
Messenger RNA from Neurospora crassa OR74A, 2275 nucleotides. RefSeq names its product flavohemoglobin. Gene Ontology annotation, cellular component: intracellular anatomical structure. The transcript has a single exon. Bases 598 to 1995 code for a protein of 465 amino acids. Gene Ontology annotation, molecular function: FAD binding; heme binding; nitric oxide dioxygenase [NAD(P)H] activity. NCBI's taxonomy places the organism in Eukaryota, Fungi, Ascomycota, Sordariomycetes, Sordariales, Sordariaceae. Gene Ontology annotation, biological process: cellular response to nitrosative stress; nitric oxide catabolic process. The record is from RefSeq and is a predicted model, not a curated record.